This is a messenger RNA of Sodiomyces alkalinus F11, 735 nucleotides long. RefSeq lists its product as hypothetical. The coding region runs from base 1 to 735 and encodes 244 amino acids. Gene Ontology annotation, molecular function: RNA binding. The record is from RefSeq and is a predicted model, not a curated record. Gene Ontology annotation, cellular component: cytoplasm; nucleoplasm; ASAP complex. Lineage: Eukaryota; Fungi; Ascomycota; Sordariomycetes; Glomerellales; Plectosphaerellaceae. Gene Ontology annotation, biological process: mRNA splicing, via spliceosome. The transcript has 5 exons.
AUGGCCGUCGCAGAAGCUAUUCUCGUAGCCCCAGCCCACGCUCCGACAGCAGAGAUUGUUGUGGAGAGGUUGACCAAGAACAUAAACGAAGAUCAUCUCUACGAAAUAUUCGGCCAAUUUGGUCCAGUGAAGGACCUAGACCUUCCCAUUAGCCGACUCGGCGUCAAUAGGGGCACAGCCUAUAUUCUCUACGAUCAUGAGGCCGAUGCUGAGGACGCCAUCGCUCACAUGCACGAGGCACAGGUUGAUGGCGCCAUUAUCAAUGCAUUGACCCACGGGUUCCACAUCCAAAUCCAAGAGGACCUGGAAGAAUGGGUGGCCCCCGUGGAGGAGGUGGCGGUCCUAGUGCCCCCCCCAGUCGAUACGGCCCUCGCUCAGACACGUAUCGCCCCCGAUCAGCCUCUCGCUCACCUUCGCCGUCGCGCUCCCUCUCCCGCUCACGUUCCCCCCCCGCUGCGCCGCCCUCAAGAGGCGGCGGUAGCCGUUACCGGAGUCGUUCUCGCUCUUACUCACGUUCAAGAUCUAGAACUCCGCCUCCGCGACGUGGAAGAGGGGGCCGCGGCAGCCGCGGCAGCCGCCGCUCGGGGGGUGGCCCUGAUCGCCGGCGUAGGAGUCCUAGCCGAAGCAGCUAUGAUAGUUAUGACGACAGAUCUAGGGACUCGAGCCGAGGUCGCCGCCGUCGAAAUUACGACUGAGAAGUCAAGGCGGAUCGGACAACUGCGACUAAUUUUGUAG